This is a messenger RNA of Psylliodes chrysocephalus, 2111 nucleotides long. The record is from the annotation of a GenBank genome assembly. NCBI's taxonomy places the organism in Eukaryota, Metazoa, Arthropoda, Insecta, Coleoptera, Chrysomelidae.
UUUUUGUCGACAUGAAAAAUGUAUAUUAAAAGUACCAAAUGGAUAUAUUACAAUUUUAUGUUUUUGGGGUGUCGUUAUUAUUUUUCUUUAAUUUGGCUUUACAAUGUGAUGGCCGAGUUAGACACAAGUAUAAGGACGUUUUAGGAAAAAAUAUAGGAAAAUACAAAACACCACAAGAUGCAACUAUCAGAAAACGUCUAUUGCUAAGAUAUACUCCAAAAAUUGAGAAAAAAACUCAUUUAAGAGAUGAUCUAACUGGUCUGGAUAAUGAUAUAAACGAUGAACAUAUCGAUAAACCAGAAGAAGACGAGAACAAUGAAAAUGACGAACAAGAAGAUGAAGAAAAUGAGAACAAUGAAAACGAAGAUGAAGCAGAAGAAAAUGAGAACAAUGAAAACGAAGAUGAAGUAGAAGAAAAUGAGAACAAUGAAAACGAAGAUGAAGCAGAAGAAAAUGAGAAUGAACUAAAUGAGAAUGAAGUAAAUGAGAACAAUGGAAACGAAAAUGAAGCAAAUGUUGAACAAAAAGAAAGUGAAAACAACGAAAAUAUAGGGCCAGUCCCCGAAAGUCCCAAAAUAACAAAAUUUAUAGAAGACGAAUUGUCAAAACUUGAAGAAGAAUUAUUAAAAAAAAAAGAAGAAAGGGAAGCACAAAAACAAAAAGCAAAAGAGGAAAAAGAAAGAAAAGAAAAAGAAAGGCUAGAAAAAAUAGAAAAAGAAAGACUAGAAAAAAUAGAAAAAGAGAAACAAGAAAAAUUGGAUAAGGAAAAACAGGAAGCAACAAAAGGGGAAGAUCAGGUAACAACGGAAAGGGAAAAACAAACAGCAACGGAAAGAGAAGAACAAGCAACAACUGCAGUUGGUAAGGAACAAUUGUCAGAACUAGAAAAAGAAGAACAAACAACAAACAAAGAGGAAGAAGGAACAAAGGGAGAACAUGAACCAAGUGAAAAGGAAGAACAUGAACCAAAAGAAAAGGAAGAACAAACUACAAACGAAAAGGAUGAAAAAAUAAAGGAUGAACAAACAAAGGAUGAACAAACAAAUGAUGAACAAACAAAGGAUGAACAAACAAAGGAUGAACAAACAACGGUUGAACAAAUAAAGGAUGAACAAACAACGGAUGGAAAAACAAAGGAAGAACUAGAACCAAAAGAAAAGGACGAACAAACAACAACUGAAAGGGAAAAACAAGCACCGACUGAAAGAGAAGAACCAGAAGAAAAAGAAAUAAACCAAAAGGACGAAGAGGAAACAAAAGAAAAGGAACAACAAGAAAUAAAAGAAAGGGAAGACCAAGAACAAAAAGAGAAGGAAGAACAAGAAAUAAAAGAAAGGGAAGCCCAAGAAAUAAAAGAAAGGGAAGCCCAAGAAAUAAAAGAAAGGGAAGCCCAAGAAAAAAAAGAGAAGGAAGAACAAGAAAUAAAAGAACAAAAAGAAAGGGAAGAACAAGAAAUAAAAGAACAAAAAGAAAGGGAAGAACAAGAAAUAAAAGAACAAAAAGAAAGGGAAGAACAAGAAAUAAAAGAACAAAAAGAAAGGGAAGAAAAAGAAAGGGAAGAAAAAGAAAGGGAAGAAAAAGAAAGGGAAGAAAAAGAAAGGGAAGAAAAAGAAAGGGAAGAAAAAGAAAGGGAAGAUAAAGAAAGAAAAGAGCGAGAAGAAAGGGAAGAAAAAGAAAGAAAAGAGCGAGAAGAAAAGGAAAAAAAAAGAAAGGAAGAAGAGGAAAAAAAAAGAAAGGAAGAAGAACAUAAAAAAUGGCUGGAAGAACAAGCAAAAAAGAAAAAGGAAGAAGAACACAAAAAAUGGAAGAAGGAACAAGAAAGACUAAAAAAGGAAGCAGAAAAUAAAAGAAUAAAGGAAGAAAAAGAGAGAAAACGCAAGGAAAAGGAAGAAGCUGCAAGAAAAAAAAAGGAGAGAGAGGAGAAAAAAAAAUAUUGGUGGUAUUAUUACACUAACUUUUGCAAUUAUUACUAUGAUUCUGAUGAUUCCGAUGAUUACAAUUAUUACGAUUAUUGGUCUUGGGUGUGGGGGUGAUUGAUGUAAUAUGUACUUUUAUUUAUGUCCAUAAAUUUGGUUUUACCUAAAAUUACAAAUUUAUGAUUUUAAUUGCAU